AUGGAUAUUAACUUGGCUGAGCGUGCUCGUGAUGAGCCCUAUGAGCCCAAGGACGACCCGUUAUGGUAUGAAAUCUACGAUUUAGACUCUGGUGAAUGGACUACUCUUGAUGUCGGAAAUUCACACUGGUAUAUAAGCUACAAUAGCUUUGGCGUGUCUCUCAAGGGAAACACUUACUUGCGAGCUUCACCUAGGAACACCUCGAACGAUUGGUUGGCGCGUCACUUGAUAUGUUUUGAUUUUACAAGGAAAAGGUUUGGACCGCUUCUGCCUCUGCCGUUUGAGGCCUUGGAUUAUGAGCUUGUGACUCUCUCUUGUGUUAGAGAAGAGAAGCUUGCGGUUUUUCAUCAGCAGGACGUCCGUGAUUUGACGGUGGAGGUUUGGAUUACGCAGACGAUUGAGGCCGACAAGGUGUCGUGGAUCAAGUUCUUGACAGUGGAUAUGAAACCGUAUUUACUUGGUUUUAAUCCUGGUUUUUCAUUUGGGAGUUUCUUCAUUGAGGAGGAGAAGAAAGUCGCCGUUUUUUUUGAUGAAGACAGACACACUAAGAGGUACAAAGUUUACGUCAUUGGAGAGGCUGGAUGCUUUAGACAAGUGCCACUCCAAGAGUAUACCGACAGGUACUCUCUUGUGCGUGCGUGUUGUUAUGUUCCGAGUCUUGCGGAAAUCAAGCAACCAAGAGGAGGUCAAAGGGAACAACAAAGCAGCUUAGAAACGGUUCUUGCUACGCAGAAGAUGUCGAUACUUACCGCAUAUGGAGCACAAAGAAGAAUAAGAGAGAGAGAGCACUUGAUCUCAACAUAA
This is a messenger RNA of Microthlaspi erraticum, 804 nucleotides long. The record is from the annotation of a GenBank genome assembly. Lineage: Eukaryota; Viridiplantae; Streptophyta; Magnoliopsida; Brassicales; Brassicaceae.